This is a messenger RNA of Lactuca virosa, 321 nucleotides long. Lineage: Eukaryota; Viridiplantae; Streptophyta; Magnoliopsida; Asterales; Asteraceae. The record is from the annotation of a GenBank genome assembly.
AUGGUCGAUGAAAUGCUUGAACCAAGGCUCACCAUAAUCACACCAGAUCAUGUAAAAAGAUGGGUUUCUGAUAUUACCCUAUGUUGGAAUAUAUACAUAAAAUUGCAUGUUACUGACCCCAAAAAUCAAUCCAAACUUCACUUAUAUGGGCUUCACGAUAAUGUAACAAGGAUUAUGCAUAGAAAGCCUGCUGCAAUUGUUACUGGAAGAUUCAAGGACAUGAUCAUUCUGAUUCCAGCCAAGUUGAAAAAUAAAGAUGUUAAAUGAUAUCAUAAAGUUGAUGAGUGUUAUUUGGCUGCUACCCUUCUUAGUUUUCUCUAG